Molecule: messenger RNA, 5169 nt
Organism: Cercospora beticola
Lineage: Eukaryota; Fungi; Ascomycota; Dothideomycetes; Mycosphaerellales; Mycosphaerellaceae
Biological process (GO): microtubule-based movement
Molecular function (GO): ATP binding; microtubule binding; microtubule motor activity
Source: RefSeq, a predicted model, not a curated record
GACGCGCCAGCUGUGUCAACAACCCACACUCGGCCACAUCUAAGCACACCGCACCGACGCAGCGGAGUUCUGCAAACGACGACGACGACGACCGACGCGAUCGAGCACGCGGCCAUCGAGCACCGGCAACGCAUGCUCGCGGCCGCAGCAGAGGGGACAUGAGUUCGCGCCGCAGUGAUCUACGGCCACGCUCAGCACGAUGGCCUCUGCCAAUGGAGCGGGCGGUGGCGGCGGUGGAAACAUAAAGGUCGUGGUGCGUGUGCGGCCUUUCAACUCGCGCGAGACGGGCCGCAACGCAAAAUGUAUCGUGUCGAUGAAGGACAAGCAGACUGUGCUCUCCCCACCGCCGCCCGAUGGCAAGAAUAAGGCGGGAAAGGCUGCGCUCGAGGGCAACAAGACGUUUGCCUUCGACAAGUCAUACUGGUCCUUCAAUCGCAGCGACGACAAUUUUGCCGGACAGGAGGAUGUCUUCAACGACUUGGGCAAGCCAUUGCUACAGAAUGCCUUCCAAGGCUACAACAACUGCAUUUUUGCCUAUGGGCAGACGGGUUCUGGCAAGAGUUACAGUAUGAUGGGCUAUGGCGAGGAGGAGGGUGUGAUUCCACGCAUUUGUAGGGAGAUGUUCGAGACCAUCAAUGGAAUUCAGACGAAUGAUGCAAACACCACAUGCACCGUCGAGGUCUCGUACCUCGAGAUCUACAACGAGCGAGUUCGCGACCUGCUCAACCCGAGCAAUAAAGGCAACCUAAAGGUCCGAGAGCAUCCCUCUACAGGUCCAUACGUGGAGGACCUUGCGAAGCUUGUGGUCCGUAGCUUCGUGGAGAUUGAGCACCUCAUGGACGAAGGAAACAAGGCACGAACAGUCGCUGCGACGAACAUGAAUGAAACAUCCUCGCGAUCGCACGCCGUCUUCACUUUGACAUUGACACAAAAGCGCCACGAUGUGGAAACGAACAUGGAGUCGGAGAAGGUAGCCAAAAUCAGUCUUGUCGAUCUGGCAGGAUCAGAGCGAGCGACAAGCACGGGAGCGACCGGUGCAAGAUUGAAAGAGGGUGCUGAAAUCAAUCGUUCGCUGUCUACGCUGGGUCGAGUCAUAGCAGCAUUGGCAGAUAUGAGCUCAAGCACCAAAGCCAAGGCAAAAGGCAUGCAGGUACCAUAUCGAGACUCUGUCUUGACUUGGCUGUUGAAAGACAGUCUGGGCGGCAACAGUCUCACUGCCAUGAUCGCCGCCAUUUCUCCAGCCGACAUUAACUUCGAAGAGACACUGUCAACUCUUCGCUAUGCCGACAGUGCUAAGCGAAUCAAGAACCACGCGGUUGUCAACGAAGAUCCGAAUGCCCGCAUGAUCCGUGAGCUCAAGGAGGAGCUGGCACAGCUGCGGUCAAAAUUGACCAGCGGAGGGACGGUCGCUGAGGAGCAAUACAGCGCCGACACGCCAUUGGAGAAACAGAUUGUCAGCUUCACGCAAGCCGAUGGUACUGUGAAGAAAGUCUCCAAAGCUGAAAUUCAAGAACAGUUGUCGCAAUCGGAGAAGCUCUAUCUCGAUCUCAAUCAAACAUGGGAAGAGAAGCUCACCAAGACGGAGCAGAUCCACAAAGAGCGCGAAGCUGCUUUGGAAGAGCUGGGCAUCAGCAUCGAGAAGGGCUUUGUGGGAGUGAGCACGCCCAAGAAGAUGCCUCACUUGGUGAAUCUGAGUGAUGACCCACUGUUGGCUGAAUGUCUCGUCUACAAUCUGAAGCCCGGAACCACUACUGUUGGAAACGUGGACACGAACCCUGCGCCUGCUGAAGAUGGCGACACCUCGAAUUCGACGACGGUCGACAUCCGCCUGAAUGGAUCAAAGAUUCUUCAUGAACACUGCACUUUCGAGAAUGUGGACGGUGCUGUCACUGUGGUACCCAAGGAAGGCGCCUCAGUGAUGGUCAAUGGCAUCCGAAUCGAUGCACCAAAGAGACUGCGAUCGGGCGACCGUCUCAUUCUCGGAGAUUUCCUCAUUUUCAGAUUUAGCUCGCCCCUUGAAGCCAAAGAAGAACGAGCAGAGCAGGGCAGCCUGCUGAAAUACUCAAUCACAGCUGAUCAGAUCGAUUCGCCCUCACCACGCCUGCCUGGCCAUGAAAGGACCUCAAGUUCAAUGAGCCGCAUAUGGUCAGACGAUGAAGGAGAUUCUCGAAGUCCUGGCAACAGAUCUCCGGCGCCAUAUCGUCUACAUGGUCGGGAUCACGAUUGGGCGUAUGCACGGCGCGAAGCCAUUGCUUCAACGCUGGGGCCAGAUCAGAAGAUAUCAGACCUUACAGACGAUCAGCUUGAUGUUCUGUUCGAUGAUUUGCAGCGCGCACGUGCAGUACGAAAGGGGAGGCCAGAAUCUAAGCUAUUCGAUAAUUACGGAGGUGACACCGAUACUGAAUCAGUGUCUUCACAUCCAGUGCGGGACAAAUAUCUGAGCAACGGCACACUGGACAAUUUUUCGCUAGACACGGCUCUGACCCUUCCCUCAACACCGCGGCACAGUGAAGACGAAGACCAGCUGAGGCAUACCAAAGACGAAUUGCGGGAGCAGCUCGAUAAGCAGAAAGAAGAGUACGAGAGUAAACUACAAACCGCAGGAGAGGGUAGUGCUGAAAUUGAAGAGCUUCGGACUGAAAAGGCGAAAAUGGAAGCCUCACUCGAAGAGAUGAAAGAGCAGAUGCAGAAGCAGCUGGCUGAGCAGAAGAAAGAAUUUGAUCGCCAACUACGCGAGCUCCGAAUACCGCGCAAGCCGAGAAGGAAAAGUCAACACCAAGGUCUGAGCGAAAGAGAGGUUUGGCUGGCCAGAUAUGUGCUGAACCACUGGAAGCGCCAUCGAUACGUAGCCAUGGCCGCCGGUGUUCUCAGGAACGCUUCGCUACUGAAGGAGGCCCAGAUUAUGAGCCAGCAGAUUGGGCGAAGUGUGGUGUUUCAAUUUACCAUUGUGGACAUUGGGCACACUCUCGGCUCGUCAUAUGACCUUGUGUUGAAUGGCAUCACCACGGAAGAAAGCAAUGAUCCCGAGCUGGAAGUCGCACUUAAGCCAUGCUUGGCCAUCAGGGUCAUCGACUUUCACAGCAACGUUAUACGGCUUUGGUCGAUAGAAAAGCUACACCGCCGGGUACAGACAAUGCGACAGAUGCUGCAGUUCCUCGAUCGCCCCGAAUACACGCAGCAUUUCAAUCUCAGCAACCCAUUCGACGAGGACUGUAUGCCAGACUACACGAGGAUCGGAGAUGCUGACAUCCCACUUGCGGCGGUGUUCGAGUGUCGCGUGCAAGACUUCACCUUGGACGUCUACUCGCCAUAUACUUGCUCCAUCGUGGGGGUGAUACAUCUUUCUCUCGAGCCAAGCUCGGCGGAAGCUCCCGGCAGCGUUCUCAAAUUCAACGUGGUUAUGCACGAGCUCUUGGGCUUCGCGGAGAGGGAGGGAACGAAUGUUCAUGCACAAUUAUUCGUGCCUGGUGUCUCAGAAGAGGGCGGCGCAACCACGACCGCCCUUAUCAGCGGUUUUGGAGAAGGCCCCGCACGAUUUGACAGUGUGCAUAGCAUGAGUCUGCCACUGUCAGCCCCCCAGGACGCAAGCCUCAGAGUGAGCAUAUUCGCACAAGUCACCAGCAUGCACAUGGACAAGCUCCUUAGUUGGGACGACAUGCGUGAUGCAUCCAUCUCAGCGAACAUCAAGCCUAGGAUGAAAAGGCAACACUCGCGACUGCCCGAGCACGAGUAUUACAGCGAUGAGAGACACGAUGUUUUCGCGAGGGUGCAAAUACUGGAGAUCAACGAAGAGGGUGAAUAUCAACCUGUGGAAGUUGUGCAGAAUGACACAUCAGAUCAAGGGGCAUAUCAACUCCAUCAGGGCAUCCAAAGACGUAUCGUGCUUCAUUUGCAGCACAAUUCGGGCAACAGUCUUCCAUGGAAAGACGUCGACCGUAUGAAAGUUGGCAAAGUGCGCCUAUUGGACAGCACUGGCAAGGUCACCGACGAGGAUAGUAGCCAGCCGGAUGUGCCGCUAAUAGCGGUCUCGCCGCCGAUCAUUCGCAAGGAUUCUGACGGCACAACUGAUGUGAAGUUGACGGUGCAAUGGGACUCGAGCGCGCACAAUUCUGCAUUGUUGGAUCGACCUACACUGGAUAAGUAUCGUGUGCAACUCACACUACGUUUCGAGGUGCACUCGCCAAGAGUUACACAUCCCAUGGGUUUUGGCUUCGACAUCGCGAUGCAGACCCGGCCUCGUAAUUGGUAUCGUCAAAACUCUCUCCUUGGGCAGUUGUUUCACAAUCAACGUGUUGUCCAUUCGACCGCGGCGACGUACGCAGUGACAUUGAAGCCAAGCCAAGCGAAGAGGGCUGGCGAUUUGUGGCGAAUGGAUACCACCGGUGACUACAUAUCAGGACAAGAAGGUCUUUCUAGCUGGGCACCACGAGGCGUCUCCCUUAUCCGAGACUGGAUGAAUCUGAACAAGCGGCGCUUCCGAACUGCUGAGAUCGAGGCUGCGCGUGGUGCUCUUGGCCCCAGCGCGUUACUACCACCCGAGGGAACGCGCGACAACAAUAACAGCGAGAUGACCGAACAGCAGAAGGAGCUCGUGCAAAGGUUCUUGGACGUUUGGGACACUGGCCCAUCUGUCAGUGAGAUCUUGCUCCUUGACUGCAACACUGACUCUCCGGCCAACGGUGCUGCAUUUACGAGCGCAACUGCCAAUGGCGAAGACGACAUGCCCCUGGCGGCUACAGUGGAAACGCAACUGAAGUCGCCGAAGGUAUUGAAAUCCGGCUGGCUUCUGUGCCCUGACAACUCAGGCAGGCGGUGGGAGAAGACUUUCGUGGAGCUCAGACGUCCAUUCCUACACCUGUACGAUGGCAAAGCUGGUGACGAGGUCAACGCCGUCAACCUCACCAAUUCACGAAUUGACGCCGAGCCCGAAAUUGCAGCAUUAUUGCAAAGACCGAAUGUACGCAUGGAAGUGUGGGCUGUGUACACCACCAAUCGAGCAUACCUAUUCGCAUGCCGCAACGACAAAGAACGUGGUGAAUGGAUCUGGGCGCUAGACCGCAGCUAUGUCGCCAACGGAAGUGGGGGCAGAACGCCCGAAGAGUGGGAUCUGGAGUAAAAUGUGGACCGCACACACACAAAGUACGUUUCCUUGGUUAUACUGUUCAGCAG